GAGAGGAACCAUUGGCUCAUAUCCAUCAGCUCGAGCUACUCCCCAACGAACUCACAUAAGGCGCGAAGCAAUGUAUUGUCAAUGUAGAGCAAAGGCAGGUAGGCUAAUGAUGUGCAGUGCGAAGGAGGUGGUGCUGCUCACCCAGGCGCGCACGUUAGCUUCACCCACCACGGCGUUAUCGCGUCCCUCUAACGUACGCCCGUCACCGGAUCCUAACCGCUCUCUGGUAACCAUGACCACGACCAACGAUCCUCUCGAGGUCGAAGCCAUAUUUCAGCAAAAGCGGUCGCUUCGCUCCAAAAUACGCAAGGAGCUCAAGAACAUGGACCCAAUCCGGAGAUCCGAAGAAGAUAAUGCAAUUCAGAGUAUUGUUUUGGGAGCUCCGUGGUUCAAGGCUAGUAAGAGUUUUUGUGCUUAUAUAAGCUGUGCCGCUUUACGAGAAGUGGAUACGUCAAGAAUUGUCUCAGAGGUUUUAUCCAAACCAAUCGAAGAUCAGAAAAAGCUUUAUGUUCCACGCGUGGAGGACAGGAAUAGCAACAUGAGAAUGCUCAGGAUUUCCAAUGUUGAUGAUCUGAUUGAAAAUUCAAUGCACCUAUUGGAACCAUCUUUAGUACAUUCUGACGGGAAACAACGUGAAGAUGUUAUGGAGGUAAGCGAUCCAGUUGACUUGUUCAUCGUACCUGGACUUGCAUUUGACAGAUCUGGAAAACGUUUGGGCCGUAGUGGGGGUUACUAUGAUCUAUUCCUGAAGAAAUACCAAGAGCAUGCAAAGGAGCGGAAAUGGAAGCAUCCUCUCCUUGUUGCACUAUCAUAUUCUCUGCAGAUCAUAGAUGAAGGAGCUAUAGCAGUCACUUCCAAGGAUGUUUCUGUGGAUGCUCUUGUAACCCCUUCUGGUUACAUACCCAUAAGCUCGGCUGCUUUGGAAAGGGGCAAAUGAAAAGAAGCUGUCUCUUUUCUGCAGUGUAUGAAGAAAAUUGUCUCACAUCUUACCAGAAGCUGGUAUCCUUUCAAAUUGAAGCAUGGAAAGUAAUUUCUAAUUUCAGUGCAUUCUUAAAUUAGUGUGUGUGCUGCUCGGCAAUUUGCAGUUGUCCUUUCAUGUGUCUUUAAUUAACUUGUGUUGGCAAGGGAAUGGGUAUAUAGCUUGCCAUGAUUUAAUGCAAUUCUCAAUUUUGGUGAUUGCAGGAUGGAAGAAACUAAUAUGGAUCUGGCUGCUUCUCAUGCCUCCUUGGAAGUUGUAUAAUAAUCUUAAAUUAGAUUCAACUACUGUAGUUUGGAAAUAUAGUUUUGGCUGCUCAUUUGUGUUCUACAAAAAGUUCUCAAUUACUUGUAACUGUAGAAUGGAGACAGCCCAGUUCCUACCCAAUUGCCGAUUGACAGCUUGUUUGAAUGAAUCAACAAGAUAAAUUUUUGCUAGAUAUCAUGACCAUCAGACCUGUAAAAUUUUGAUGAAGAAAGUCACCACAGUGGAGGUUUUCCCGCCUGUAACAAUGACACGUGUAAAAGAGUUGUAGAAAAAUUAUAGGUCUAAUAUUUUUCUUCCCAUUAUUGGUUGCAUAUGCAAAGUGAGGUAAGAAUGUUUUUAGCAUUUUUCAUUAUCAUUGAAUAAUGUUAUACACUAUGGUUUAUAGCA
Corylus avellana is the source of this 1630-nucleotide messenger RNA. NCBI's taxonomy places the organism in Eukaryota, Viridiplantae, Streptophyta, Magnoliopsida, Fagales, Betulaceae. The record is from RefSeq and is a predicted model, not a curated record.